Messenger RNA from Spodoptera littoralis (African cotton leafworm), 3822 nucleotides. The record is from the annotation of a GenBank genome assembly. NCBI's taxonomy places the organism in Eukaryota, Metazoa, Arthropoda, Insecta, Lepidoptera, Noctuidae.
AUGUGUGACAUAGACGAUGCUAUAUUUUUUUCUGAAAUACCUAUUUUAGAAAAGUUUUUUUCAAUCUUAGAGGGAGGCGCGGUAAAUUAUUGUAUUGUGUGUCUAAGGACUGAAAAUGAAAGAUUAUUAGUGCGACCUCAGUACUUCACGCGAUUCGCGCGGGCUGUGAAAAUUGAUAAAUACUGGAAGCACAAUUACAUUUGCAAUUACUGUGAAAGGCAAGCAUAUAUUGCGCUUCGGUUCUACACAGCGACCAGGCUGUCGGCUUCGGUUGAUACUAUCUUUGCAGAGCUCUUGUAUCAGAAGAAACGGAAGGUAGCCAAUGUAUUCAGUGAGAGGCAGUUCCGAAAUAUUCUAUGGAGUUGUGAUGUGGAGAAUAAGAAUGCAACGCCAAAGUACUAUGAACAGCAACUACGCAAGAUACACUACGCCGCUGAAUAUGCGGUUUCAAAACCUGUAGUCGUUGACAACUUCGGGGUGAUUGAUGUAAAAACCCCCGAAGGUAAAAUAACCCAAACUAUAGCUUGCAAAUACGGGUUUAAGCAGACGUUGACACAUGGUGUUGACUGGGAGAGCUUCCUUAAGAAACGGCCCGGUGGUCUGGUCAGACAGGCUACCGUGGGCGCACAAACUGAUAUAUCUAUGAACAGCAUGGUGAUCUGCGGACCGGUGGUGGAUGAGAGGUUGAAGGAUCCGAACCCAGAAAUAACAGAGAAAGUAAUAUUCCUUGAAGAAGAAGAAGAAGAAACACCAGUAAAAAUAAGAAAAAUCGGCCACCAAUCAUCUUUGGAAAUACUACACGUCACUAUUACUCCUAAGAUUAUCCCAGAGAAUAUAAUCGAUACACCACUCCUGGUCCCGUCCCAACAAACUACCCCUGCAAUACCAAGAAUCAAUCCUUUUCCACAAAUCCCCACAUCAUCUCAACAAUGUUCAAUGAACUCCUCAAAUACGACUUUUACAUCCGGAAACACACGGGCCACGGCUCAGAAUACUACUAAUCCCCAAAAAGCCAUUCCUGUAAUCAAACUUAUUAAACUGAAAAGACCGCCAACUACUUCUGAACAGUUCAUUGAUCCCGAAAAGAUGAUUCCUAUGUUUAAAACUAGUCUGGUUAAUAUACAAAAGGUCCCCGUUACAGCGUCGCAUACCUCGUCUACAUUACAAAAUACCACCAUUGUGUCAACCGUCACUUCCAGUGCUAACCAAAAUGAACAAAAUAUCAUUGCUACGUCCCAAAAUAAUUCUAUUUCAAAUGUCGCCUCCUCAACAUCAAUGGAUCCUAUUCAUCGCCAAAAUACAAACCCUACGUCGUCGUUAAACAACUUUAAUCGCCAAAAAUUACCCACUCCCACCUUACAGAACUCUGUUAAUCCCCAUAAUAUUACUACAACCCCACAAAACCCCAUUAACGCCCAAAAUAUUCCUGUACCACGAAACAAUCUCGUCAAUAAUACAACAUCAACAUCUUCAGCUGGCUUUAAUUAUCGUCAAAAUACUAUUCAUCUUCAAAAUUUAAUCCCCACUUCUCAAAAUAACCUUAAUCCCCACAAAAUUUCAACAGAAAAUUCUGUUUCUACCCAAAAUACACCCACUACAACCCCACAGAACCUCAGUGGUCUAGUCAAUAUCAUUCCUAUAGUCAAAUUCAACCAACAUCUCAACUCUACAUCCUUAUGUAUAUCGUCUACAACCCAAAGUAUCCCUAUUGUAUCAAGCGUCACAUCUUGUAAUCGCCAAAAUAAUGUCAACACCCACACUAUUAUCCCCACGUCUCAAAAUAAUAGUAAUCUGCAAAUCCCCACCGUAUUGACACAAAAUUCUAUUAAUGCCCAGGCUAUGUCUACAAUGUCCACACACACCUCGUACACAAACCAGAAUAACCCCAUCGUAUCGUCAAUCACAUUCCGUAAUUGUCAAAAUAAAAUUAAUACGCCUGCUGCAUCGCAACAAAAUUCCGUUAGUGCCCGAACUACCCCGUAUAAUCCUCGAACCACCAAUUCAGUCAAAAAUACGAUUAAUACACAAACUACAAUUCCUACACCACACUUAAUUUCUAUUACUCAACAAAAACAAAAUUCUACUAAUUCGCAAACCAUCCCCAUUAAUCCCCGAGGGACCAAUUCAGUUCAAAAUAGUACUAAUAGAUCCCAAAUAAUCUCUACUACCACCCAACAAAAUCCCAUUAAGCACCAAACUAUCCCCAUCAAUCCCCAUGUCACCAGUUCAAGUCAAAAUACUUGUAAUACUCAAAAAGUAUUUAUAACUCGAAAAAUUACUCGUAAAGUACCCUCUACAAUCAACUGCAACUUGCCACCCCGGCAGAAUAUGCCGAUAAUGACACCAGCCACGUCCAGUUCAAGCCUAAAUAUGAGCAAUAACAUUCUUACGUCACAACAGAAUCCAUCAAAUAACCCAAUUUUGUCCCCGAAAAUCUCAACUGCACCUCAAAAGGUUUCUAUACCAUUCCGAGUCACCACGGGCUCAUGUGGAAAUAAUGUGACCAUACCUUCACAGGGACUCGUUAAUCCCCAAACAACUCCCAUAUCCCCACAAAGCACCCCUACCACCCAAAAUGCCCCCACAUCAUCCCCAGCCAUCUCUUUUUCCCGUCAAAAUAUUAUUAAUGCACAAAAUAUUAUCCUCACAAUCCCACUGAUGAGCGCUACUCCUCAAAACAUUCCUAUAACGUCCCAAAUUACCACAACUGCCCCUCAAAGCGUCCCCACACUAUGUCCCAUUAUCUCCAACUCACUACAAAAUACUCUUAACCAUCAAAAUACCAUCCCUACAUUCCCACAGAUGUCCAAUACUGCAUCCCAAACUAACACGCCUGCUCUUCAAAAUACCACCAUGCCAUCUCCAGCAAUCUCUUUCUCGUGUCAAAAUAUUGUUAAUGGGCAAAAUGUUGUCCCCACAUUGCCACAGAUGACUCAAAAUAUCCCUGUUAUCUUGCCUGUCUCACAGAAUAUCAUAUCUGCCUUACAAACUAUCUUGCCUGCCCCCCAAACUAUCUUGCCUCUGCCCCAAACUACCUUGUCCGCCCCCCAAACUACCUUGCCCGCCCCUCAAAAUACACCCAUACCCACCAUUUUCAGCGCUUCUACGCAAAACAACAUUCCCACAUUCUCAAAGAUGAUUGUUAAUACCCAAAGCAUCUCCGAUACAUCCAAUAACGCUCCCAUACAACGUGAAUUUAUCCCCACCACAUCCCAACCCCAGCUCAUCAACCCAGAGCCUAUCACGAUUACAUCUCAAGCACCGAUUUCAUCCCCAGUUGUUGUAGAGACGAAUAAAGAACAAUCCCCGAUGAUUGUCCCAGUGGAGGACAUAUUACAGACGUCUGUGGAAUUGCAAACGGGGCUGGGGGUGUUAAUGGUGUGUGGAAAUGGGGACUGCACCACCCAUCCAAUAACGAUAAAAGAAGGGGUGUUCAAAGUGCCAUCAUUACAAGCUUUUGUUAAGGAUGGUUUCCUGGUAAACUAUUCUGGGACACCCAUCUUACUUCUGGGACAAGAAGAGAUUAUUUUGAAUCAUAUUUUACAAGGUAUUUCAAAGACUGGGAUUCGACCACUCCCUUCAGAUGCCAAUGUACAACUGACAAAUACAGCGUCAAGCCAAGGAUUAAAUGUGAAUAAUGUGGCAAUACUGACGACAAAGUUGCCAGAAGGGAAUAAUCUUGACUGGGAAGAGAGGAUGCCCAUAGGAUUUAUAGCUUACAUGGACAAUAUGGGAAAUAAUCCGCCGCUGACCCCAAAGACGCCAAAGAUAGAAGUUGAAGUCCCGAAAACGUCACCACAGACUUGGCAUCAUCCCUAUUAA